AUGAAUUUAUAUCUUCCUGAAAUUGUGACGUUUCGAACUCUCCACGAGUUCCUCUUCAGACGAAUAUAUGUUCUCUUGUUGGAUCGGCCGGAGUUAACAUCUACUGGUGUAAGGGAUUUGAACGCUGCAAAGAAGAUUUCUCCGAAGUCCUCCACAAAGAAGCCAGCCGCUAAGAAAGUAUCCCCAAAGCCCUCCGCUAAGAAGGCGUCCGCCAACAAACCACCGACGAAGAAAAACGGAGUGAAGAAGGACAAAGAAAUAAAGUGGAAACCUCGUCCCUCGGCGCCCUCAUUAAGGUCCCCCUCCCAGCCAGGGCGUCACUUGCCUCUCCCGCGCCGCCGCAAGCGCAUCGGAAAGUCUCUCGACGCCUUCUCCCCUCGUCCUGUCGCCAUGUCGAGCACGUCCGCCAAGCGCCCUCCAGCCAAGCGCGCCCAUCCCAAGUACAGCGAGAUGGUCGCCGCCGCCCUCAGGGCCCUCAAGGAGCGCAACGGGUCCUCUCGCCAAGCCAUCCUCAGGUUCAUCCUCGCUUCCUUCCAGGUUGGGGACGAGAGGGCCGCCGGCGUGCACCUGAAGCAGGCGCUGAGGAGGGGCGUCGCCGGCGGGUCCCUGCAGCAGACUAAGGGCACCGGCGCCUCUGGUUCCUUCAAACUUUCGAAAGAGGAGCUGAAGAAGGCUGCGCCCAAGAAGAAGACACCCAGCGCUAAGACUGCAACAAAGAAACCCAACGCUAAGACUGCAACAAAGAAACCCAGCGCUAAGACUGCAACGAAGAAACCCAGCGCUAAGACUGCAACAAAGACACCCAGCGCUAAGACUGCAACAAAGAAACCCAGCGCCAAGACUGCAACAAAGAAACCCGGCGCUAAGACUGCAACAAAGAAACCCAGCGCUAAGACUGCAACGAAGAAACCAACAACACAGAAACAGACUCUCAAGAAAACAGCAGCUAAGAAACAAACCACAAAGAAUGGGAAGAGCUAG
Messenger RNA from Penaeus chinensis, 981 nucleotides. RefSeq names its product histone H1-delta-like. The record is from RefSeq and is a predicted model, not a curated record. Gene Ontology annotation, biological process: nucleosome assembly; negative regulation of DNA recombination; chromosome condensation. The transcript is spliced from 5 exons. Gene Ontology annotation, cellular component: nucleosome; nucleus. NCBI's taxonomy places the organism in Eukaryota, Metazoa, Arthropoda, Malacostraca, Decapoda, Penaeidae. Gene Ontology annotation, molecular function: double-stranded DNA binding; nucleosomal DNA binding; structural constituent of chromatin. The coding region runs from base 1 to 981 and encodes 326 amino acids.